CUCACAAAUCCCUAAUUUUGACUUGCAGAUUUCCAAUCGACCACCAGGCCCCGAUCUUCUUCGCCAUGGUCACCGCCUGACUUGCAAAUAGUCUUCGCCGACACCACCGCCGAACUUUCAGUUAAUCACUGCCUCUCUGUAUCUCACAUUCUAUAACUGCCUCUCUGUAUCUCACAUUCUAUCUUUAUUUCUCCCUACAUCUCGACGAAACAACAGUCAAUCAGAUUGCGCAAGUUUGGUUGAAAUUUUGUUGACUAAUAUAGUCAAAUGACUUCAAUCAGAAUAUUAAGCUUGAAAUCGCUUCAUCGUUCUAUGAAGUACGGGACUGGACCUGACAUAAGACCAUCAAUUGUAUUUUUGUGUAGAAAUAAUCCCACUAGAGAAUCUGGGCAUGCCCUUAAUUUUGGAAAAAUGGGUUUGAACUUUACCGUUGAUAUUCAGAAUUCUAAGGGAAAUUGUUUAAAUCCAUAUUUUUCGCGUAGGCUAUUUACGAAUUCGAAUUCUCGAGGUGCAUUUGCAUUUGCUGGGGAGAGUCCUGUGAUGAAUUAUAGGUUGUUCUCGUCGCGCACGGGUAAUGAAGGUAACAUUACUCAAGGCCCUGAUUUGCCAGUGGCUGUGGAUGCACGUGGGCCUAGUAGUGUAAGCGAUGGUAGUAAUGGUGGGGGUGAUUGGCUUGAAAAAGUUAAAGACGCAUGGCAUUCUACCCUUGAUGUUGUAAAAUAUACAGGGGAGAAAGCAAAAGACGCGUCUGAUGAAGUGAUGCCACAUGUUCAACAAUUACUAGAUACUCAUCCUUAUCUUAGAGACAUUAUUGUCCCUGUUGGUGGUACUUUGGCCGGUACAUUAUUGGCUUGGGCAGUAUUGCCAAAGCUUUUGAGAAGAUUCUAUAACCUGUCGAUGCAAGGCCCAGCUACUUUCUUAGUCAAGAGCUCAUUGUGGGGGCCUGUUCCUUAUGAGAAAAGUUUUUGGGGCGCAUUGGAGGAUCCAAUUCGAUAUUUGGUCACUUUCAUGGCAUUCUCUCAGAUUGGAGAGAUGGUGGCACCAACUGUUAUUACCACAGAGUACGUUACACAGGCUUGGAGAGGUGCUGUUAUCAUGUCACUUGUAUGGUUUCUCCAUCGGUGGAAAACAAAUGUGAUUACUCGAGCUUUAGCAUUGAAGAGUUUGGAAGGCUUUGACCGAGAUAGGCUGUUAACUUUGGACAAAAUUUCCACGGUUGGUCUCUUUGUUGUUGGUUUGAUGGCCUUAGCCGAGGCAUCUGGUGUGGCCGUGCAAUCUAUCUUGACAGUGGGAGGCAUAGGAGGAGUGGCUACUGCUUUUGCAGCAAGAGACAUACUUGGAAAUGUUCUCAGUGGACUAUCUGUACAGUUUUCCCAACCAUUUUCAAUUGGAGACACCAUCAAAGCUGGAUCUGUAGAAGGUCAAGUGGUCGAAAUGGGUCUUACAACAACAUCACUGCUGACUGCAGAAAAAUUUCCGGUUAUCGUUCCAAAUUCACUGUUCUCCAGUCAGGUGAUUGUAAAUAAAUCACGGGCUCAAUGGCGUUCUAUGGUCAGAAGAAUUCCGCUACAUAUUGAUGACUUAGAAAAGAUUCCCCUGCUAUCGGAGGAUAUAAAGACCAUGCUCAAAUCAAAUUCAAACGUGUUUUUGGAAAAGGAGGCGCCUUACUGUUUCUUGUCUAGAAUAGAGAGGUCAUAUGCAGAACUUACUCUUGGAUGCAAUCUUAAACAAAUGAACAAGGAUGCUGAGCAGGAUAUUCUUCUCCAGUCCGUUCGGAUAAUCAAGAAACACGGUGCUAAACUAGGCAGCACCCAGGAAGAUGGAGUCAACCCCUAACAUGGGUACAAGGACGCAGUAAGAUUGCUAAACUUGUUGCAUAUUGGAAAACUCUUGAGAAGCUAUACAUCUUCAAAACAAACUUCUUCUGUUGACGAAUUUUUAAGAAACAGUAGGCAGUUUCCACAUCUUUGAGUGCAGAAUAAGUUUGUACAUUGUAUCAAUGUGGCUCGUUUCGAGGGUAUUCUGGAUGAUCCAUUUACGGGUAUUUGCAUUUCUAAUGCGACGAUAGCUACGGCGAAGAAGGCUAAGAAGUAUCCAUAGACUUGUACUGAAAUUGAAGGGAUUAUGAGUGAUGUGGUGCCUAUACCGUGCAAUCUGCUGCUGGAUCAAGGUCUUGAGAAUGUCGGUACGUGUGAUUUUUCUUAGGAUAGCAUGGCGAUUGAUAAUAAAGAGUUACAGAGAUGUUCUUAGAAUAUGAAUUCGUAAAUGUAAGUUACUGUUAAAAGUUUUAUGUUUUGUCAUUUCCUAAAUUUGUGCAACUCUUGAAAUGUUCUCUUCAACUGUAAAAAUACAAGUUCUGGGUUCUUAAACUAUUACUUUGUUUGAUAG
Olea europaea var. sylvestris is the source of this 2388-nucleotide messenger RNA. RefSeq names its product mechanosensitive ion channel protein 1, mitochondrial. Gene Ontology annotation, cellular component: membrane. Gene Ontology annotation, biological process: transmembrane transport. The record is from RefSeq and is a predicted model, not a curated record. Bases 268 to 1836 code for a protein of 522 amino acids. Lineage: Eukaryota; Viridiplantae; Streptophyta; Magnoliopsida; Lamiales; Oleaceae. The transcript is spliced from 7 exons.